UAGAUGGGAAGGGUGUUCGUGCAUGAUCGGAACAUUUCGAUAUCUUUCGGAUACUGCCGUUUAGUUUCGGAGCAGGCGUCGGCAACUUCGGGAGUGGGGGUCGUCAGUGGGUAGCUGUCGGCGAGAGGUGGCGGUGGUUUUGUAAGGUGAAGAAAAGAGGGGUUAAGUGAGCCGUGCCGGGCCGUAGAAUCGAGCUAGCGGUGGCGCGGCCCGUGCUCGUGCUAUAGGGCCUCUGCCAGGCAAUAGUGCAAUCGUUUACAAGAUGGCAGACGGUCCGUCCACGGAAGACGCGGCCACCGACCUAGGGGACAGUGAUUCUCGUUUAACGAGGGAGAGACACAAACGUCAGGACGCUUCGUCUUCGAUGACGUCCUUGAGCACGGGUCAGGAUAUCGCGAGACGCAUCCACGAAGACGCUUCGAUACUCGAGAAUCAUCCUCAUCAUUGGCAACAACAUCAAUAUCGUCCUCUCCGUCGUAAUUGUCAUACCAAUCCUCAUCUUUCUCGUCGGCAUUCUAGUAACGCUAAUAACAGUAACAACAACAACAACAACAACAACAACAAUAACAAUAACAACAACGACAACAAUAACAACGGUAAUAUCAACCAUAAUAAUCAUCAUCAUCACUAUCAUCGUCGCCACGAGCACGAGGAUGAAAAUUUUGAUGGCAGCGAGCGCAUUAGUAAGAAUGAAAAUGGUAGUAGUGGUUGUGUUAACACAAUGUGUGUUAUUCCGUUUACGUCACCGACCAGUGAAGAUUACGAGGAAGAAGAAGAAGAAGAAGAAGAAGAAGACGAUGACGACGACGACGACGACGACGAUGACGAUGACGACGAGGAUGACGAUGAAGAGGAUGAGGAGGAAGAGGAGGUAGAAAAUGGAGUGAAGAAGGGUAUAUCGAAAAAGUGUCGCAGCGGUGCUCGAAUCGAUGUCAUAAAGACAGGAAAAAAUGAAGAGAGCGAUAGCGAUAAUGGUAAUAGUAACGGUAACGGUAGUAGUAAUAAUAAUAGUGGUAACAGUGGUGAUGAGGGUGGCGCGGUGACCGGUCACGCGACGCGCGGUGACAAUGCCGGGUGCUUGGUCGGCGACGGUCGACGGUCGAGAUGUGCGGUCGUCGGUGCUUUUCUCAAUUCGAAUGCUCCAAAGGAGAAUGCGAGCAAAAUGAACGAGUGCCGUGUAAAUCCCGACAACGACGAUGAGGACGAGGACGGGGACGAGGACGAGCGCGCGUUAGAAAAAGCGAGCCGUCUCGGAUGCGAUAAGAGUAGCGAGCCCGAUAGAGAUGACGAGGACGCCGCACGAAAAACGACGGACGGCAUUGCUAGUGAUGGUAGUAGUGAUGGUGGUAGUAGUGGUAGUGGUGGUGGCGGUGGUGGUGGUGGUGGUGGUGGUGGUGGUGGUGGUGGUGAUGGUGGUGGUGGUGGUGCUGCUGCUGCUGCCGCUGCUGCUUCUGCUUCUGGCGGUGGUGCUGCUGGUGCCGCUGGUGUUACUGCAAAUGGCCUCGUUGCCGGCAGGCAUCAGGGUAGCCCUUUCAAGGGACAGGUUAGGACGGCCGAGGACACCCUCGUCGGCCCUUGCGGGAAGAAGCGGUGCGCCGAUCGAUACGAUAGCUCCGAGAGUUCUGACAGGUGAGUGAGCGAGAGAGUUUCUCUGGUCUUCGACGGACGCCUCGAGGAACGAGGCACGAGGCGGUAGGAAAAAAUGAA
Molecule: messenger RNA, 1707 nt
Organism: Apis florea (little honeybee)
Lineage: Eukaryota; Metazoa; Arthropoda; Insecta; Hymenoptera; Apidae
Gene: jing
Product: AE binding protein 2 jing
Biological process (GO): regulation of transcription by RNA polymerase II
Cellular component (GO): ESC/E(Z) complex
Source: RefSeq, a predicted model, not a curated record